AUGGAGAAGCAGGACGGGGGCGUCCUGGAUCUUGCACCCCUGACCGCCGCACAGCUCGAUACUUUCGGCGCCCUCGUGCGCCGCGGCGGCCGCUACCGCUUCACCGUGCAGCCCGCCACGGGGAGCGAGGCGCCCGUAUCCGCCUCGGCUCCCGCCGCGUGCGCCGCGCAGGCGCUGCUGCAGCGGGGCGGCAGCGCUGAUGGCGGCGAGGCGCUCGCGCUGCACUUGGACGCGAGCCGCGACCGCCUCGUCGGCGUGCAGCUGCUGCGGCCCGCCGGCGGCUGCGGCGCGGACGCCGCCCUUGCAGCGCUGGCCGAGGCCGGGCGAGACGGCGCGGCGGGGGACGGCCUGCGGCGGGGCGUCAGAGUCAAGGCGCCUGUGGCGGCGCCGGUGGUGCCCAAAUUCUCCGCGACGCCCGAGCAGCCGCUGCCUGGCGCCGCACCCGUCACCGCGCAGCAGCAGCAGCAGCAGCAGCAGCAGCAGGGCGAGGGUGCGGACAAGGACGGGAAAAACGGCGAGAAGGUCCCGCCGCCCGUCGACAACAGGCCCUGGUGGCAGAAGAACGGGAUCUUCAUAAUGGCGUUUGGGAUGCUGGUGGUGAACCUGCUGCUGCAGGGGGCGGCGCCGCAGCAGCAGCAACAGGCCGGCGGCGGCGCGAGGCGCGUGGCGGCGGCGGCGCAGGCGAGGUGA
Molecule: messenger RNA, 690 nt
Organism: Monoraphidium neglectum
Lineage: Eukaryota; Viridiplantae; Chlorophyta; Chlorophyceae; Sphaeropleales; Selenastraceae
Exons: 4
Coding region: 1-690 (229 amino acids)
Source: RefSeq, a predicted model, not a curated record